CAUGGGCCUCAGAGCCAGUUCUGCCCCAUGCUGAGAUGGGGCCGUCCCAGCUAUGGCUGUGGCUGAAGCGGCUCGUGAUAUUCUUGCAGGUCGCCAUGGAGGUGGCUGUGGGCAAGGUGCUAAUGACACUGUUCCCAGGGAGAGUCAAGCAGAGCAUCUUGGCCAUGGGCCAAAAGACCGGGAUGGCCAGUAACCCCCGAUUUGCCCCAGAAAACUGGGUGCCGACCUUCUUCAGCAUCCAGUACUUCUGGUUUGUCCUGAAGGUCCGGUGGCAGAGACUGGAAGACAGGGCUGAGUGUGGGCGCUUGGCCCCCAACUGCGCCGUAGUUCGCCUCUCGGGACAGAAGUGCAACAUCUGGGAUUUCAUUCAAGGCAACAGGCCACUGGUGUUGAAUUUUGGCAGUUGCACCUGACCUUCAUUUCUUCUCAAAUUUGACCAAUUCAAGAGCCUUGUAGACGAUUUUGCCUCCACAGCAGAUUUCCUCAUAAUUUACAUCGAAGAAGCUCAUGCGACAGAUGGCUGGGCUUUUAAGAACAACGUGGACAUCAGACAGCACCGGACCCUCCAGGACCGCCUGCGGGCGGCACACCUGCUGCUGGCCAGGAGCCCCCAGUGUCCCAUCGUGGUGGACACAAUGCAGAACCAGAGCAGCGAGUUCUACGCAGCUCUGCCUGAGAGGCUUUAUGUGGUCCAGGAGGGCAGGAUCCGCUACAAGGGUAAACCUGGCCCUUGGAACUACAAGCCAGAGGAAGUUCGCGCUGUUCUGGAAAAGCUUUGCACAUCACCUGGACACAUGCCUCAGCUCUAGGGGAGCAGCAGGAGGGUUCCCCAAGCUUGGUACUCCCCCACACCAGUCCAGGUGUCUUUUAUCUUUGACCUGUACUCCCAGAUUAAUUACUAGCUCAGAUUCUUUCUGAUCUAAAUAAAUAACUCCCAGGGAGGCAGUGCAGCUCACAGC
Molecule: messenger RNA, 959 nt
Organism: Acomys russatus (golden spiny mouse)
Lineage: Eukaryota; Metazoa; Chordata; Mammalia; Rodentia; Muridae
Gene: Dio1
Product: iodothyronine deiodinase 1
Exons: 4
Molecular function (GO): thyroxine 5'-deiodinase activity
Source: RefSeq, a predicted model, not a curated record